Exophiala mesophila is the source of this 1197-nucleotide messenger RNA. RefSeq lists its product as uncharacterized. The record is from RefSeq and is a predicted model, not a curated record. Lineage: Eukaryota; Fungi; Ascomycota; Eurotiomycetes; Chaetothyriales; Herpotrichiellaceae. The transcript is spliced from 2 exons. The coding region runs from base 1 to 1197 and encodes 398 amino acids.
AUGGCGUCAGAUAUGAUUGACCGAUCUAAAAAUCUACAUGUCGUGGACAAUGCCAGUGAGAGAGCGUGGUACAUCGUCGUGGCGGCACUCGGUGCUGAGGCGUAUGAAAUCGGAUAUCCAAAGGAAAAGGUUAACCGUCGAUCAAGAGAGCGUAUACUCGAGACACAAGAUCAAUGGCCAGCGAUUUCCAACGCCAUCCGUCUUUGUAUGCUAUUGAUCCCGGACAAGCUCAAAUUCACCGGCCAGUACCUCGAUUUUGGUACCCAGAGCAUGGGUUAUCAAUCUACACGCUCAACUCCACAUAAUCAUAGUGCGAUCUAUCUCACCACCAUGUUAUCCCAAGGACCGAAUAUGAUCGCCUUAAGACCUUAUGUAUUCGAAGCUUACAUGAGAAAGCUAAUCAGACUAGCUGAAGGCGGAACGCAAGAAACCAACGCAUCUAUUCCAGAAGAAAUGAUGUCCAAGAUAGGACAAUGUUUCAAAGCCGCCGACGCCGUGCUCAACGUACACGCCAACUGUCACGACAGCUAUUACAAGUACAUUACCCCUUACGUGGCGGCAGUAACGUGGGGAGCCGCGACAGUCCAGCUGCUUCGACAUGAACUAGAAGAGGACGAGUCACAGAAAAUGGUGAUCCGAUCCAAAUUUGAAGUCCUUCGAGCCACUCAUAAUCAGUUCAUACAAUAUUGGGGCAUGUCCCGGGUUCCCAGACAGAGUCUUGACACGCUCGAGCAACGGCUGGCGCAAUUUGCUGUCGCUUCAAGAGAUCUGGUGGUAAAUAGAGGAGGGGCUAGGGCUAAUGUUGCGCCACCAGUUAAUGGCGGUCGAGGGAGUAAGAAAUCAAAAUCUGCAAGAGAGGGACCUAAUCGAUAUAAUCAUACGGACAGGAGGAAUGGCGCAGGAGAACAAACGACCGGUUCAGAUCUAACCAACGCGGUCGCAACCGUUGCCGCCGCCUCCUCUAGUGCAGGAGUCUUUCGAGAGGAACAUACUCAUAACUCUGAUCCGUUCCAGCCAGAGGAAUUGGGAAUAGGAUUCUGGGAUGCCGCUGACUCCAAUAUGCCUGAAGUGAGCUUUCCAGAUAUGGAUGCCAAUUUGAAUCCCAUCGAUUGGGCAUCUUUCUUCACAAAUGUCGACGCUGCUGAGUACAUCACUGAUUGUGUCGACAUCUUUUCUGGCCCGGUCGCAGGAAGGUAA